CUCGCCGCGACUCCAACUCUAAGCUCUUGUUUCUCCGCAACCCAACCCUCUCACACGUCCGUUUGUUUGCGCGCACUUACCGGGGUCAUGGGGAAAUCGGCAAAGGCGAAUAAACCCCUCACUCAGGAAGAGAUCUGGGAUGAUUCUGCCCUUGUCCAGAGCUGGGAUGAGGCUGUCGAGGAAUACAAACUCUACCACAGCAUCCAUGCGAAGGGGGAGAAUGUUGAAGAUGUCCUGAGGGAAGCAGAGGCUGCUGAGAAAGCUGAGAUGGAGCAAGAUGAGCAGCCGUUGGACGAGUCAGCCGACCGCAUGGAUGCUGAUGUCGACGCCGACACUACUGCCAAUGCAACAACUCCAGCCGAACCUCAACAGGUGUCACAGGCCAAAACGUCGCAGGCUGCAGAAGGGCCAGAACAACCCUUUGUACAGGGUGCCCAGGUCACGGAGCAAACGGCCGGGCCCAGUCCCGUAGGAGCGCCUCCUAUGCCUCAUGCCACCCUAUCACAAGUGCAAGACGAAGGACUCAAAAACCUCAUGAUGGCUUGGUACUAUGCUGGAUACUACACUGGUCUAUAUGAGGGCCAACAGCGAGCAAACCAGAACAAGAGCUCAUAACCUAGCUGAAAGUACAGUAACGAAAGUGGCAGGUAAUUUUUCUGUGUUUACCGCUAUCCUGGUAGGUUGCAUUGGAGUAUGUGCGCAGAAAGCUGAAUCCCCAGGACGGCCACAGGCGCAAACAACAUCCCGUCUGGGUACAGGCCAGGAUUGGAUUAGAAUCUCCCUCCAGGCGGCUGCAGAUGGGCAUGCGCCUUGUUGGUGAGAUAUUACCUGAAUAGGUGGGCUUGGCAUUUGGCCACGAUCAUCGGUUGUGACCUUAGAAACCCACAUGAAGACUGUGAAACAGCACUGCGUAUAUCGAAUGAAGCGCAGCGACCUCAUUGGCGGCCUCACCCUAGUCCCUAUGACUUCGUCUGGUCUAGAUUCUGAAUAUCAUUCUCAUGUCUAUCUGCCUCCUCUUGCUUAGGAAUGCGCUUUGGGGAGUUAUAUAUCCUCAGUCCUUCCGUCCAUUCUGAUUUUCCUUUUAUCUUCCAAGAUUCCCUUAUAUAUAUACC
This is a messenger RNA of Aspergillus welwitschiae, 1112 nucleotides long. RefSeq lists its product as uncharacterized. The transcript is spliced from 4 exons. Bases 88 to 615 code for a protein of 175 amino acids. Lineage: Eukaryota; Fungi; Ascomycota; Eurotiomycetes; Eurotiales; Aspergillaceae. The record is from RefSeq and is a predicted model, not a curated record.